Messenger RNA from Drosophila rhopaloa, 1088 nucleotides. It is a transcript of the gene Ripalpha, whose product is annotated as RIP-like protein. Lineage: Eukaryota; Metazoa; Arthropoda; Insecta; Diptera; Drosophilidae. Gene Ontology annotation, biological process: protein import into nucleus. Gene Ontology annotation, cellular component: nucleus. The record is from RefSeq and is a predicted model, not a curated record. The transcript is spliced from 5 exons. Bases 266 to 859 code for a protein of 197 amino acids.
UCUAGCCUUUGGCGGAUCAACAGGAGAUUGCGCGAAAAUUAGGGAAUUCAGAAAGUUUUCUUAUUUUCCCUCGAUUGUUUGUAACAAUUCAAGAGCAUUGAUGUUUCUUUUCCUUUAAUGAAUAAAUACAAGCUAGAAGCAAUUUACUGAUUUCGUAUUCAUUUAAAGAAUUUUGAGAUAAUUUGUAUUCCAUACAAACUGCCGAGAGCUUAUCUAAUUGACCAAACAAGUCAAAAACACAUUUUUUACUCAAUAGUUAGCCAAGAUGAAUUCCACUCAAAACCCUGUUUAUCACACUUCCGUUGAGCAAAAGCGGCAUGCCCAAGAUGUGGCCAAAAGGCAGCGAAUGGGCAUGCAAAUGCCAAAGCUACGCGAAAUUCUGCGCGAGAAGUACCGCAAGCGCAUAAUAGAAACCAGGAAUAAGUGCACGGACGCCAAUCGCGAAAUACAAUUGUCAGAACUCAGGGAUAUCCUUCGUCUGGAACUCAGUGAGUUUGAAGCGGAUCUUGAGCUGGAACAGCUCAUCCUGGACGAGCUACUCUCGGAUGUGAAUGAGUGGUAUGCCCUGGGUGAAAAGAACGUGGAAACCUUGUACGUGGAACCUGAUCAGAAGCAGAAGGACGUUCUGUGUCCAGUUUGUCAGAUAAAAAGCCUGCAACGCCUCAAAGGUGCCUUUACUUGCGAGUGUGGCAUCCAGUUUGAACACUCGGCAAAUGGGGAACAAUUACAGGAACUGCUGCAACAGCAAAUCGCUAGCCAUGAGCUCCAGUGCACUCAGGCCCUGCGAUUCUUUAUCGAACCUUCUUCGGGACACCUUUACAACAUGUGCGGCAGCUGCGACUACUUCUCCUCCGUUUAGGUAAUCUUAAGUUGUUGUUUCGAUCGCUGGCUACGUCUAGUAUAGUAUACGAAUUUCUCAUCUUAAUUAAUUGUUAGCUAAGUUAAACAUAAUUCGAUUUUUUGUAUUCUACUAAAACAUCUGUCCUUAUUAUAACCAGUGAUCCACUUAGAUCUAUUUUCAUUCAAUACUAAAAAAAAAUCUUAAUAUAUUAGAAAAUCUUAAAAACAUUCUAAAAAAAAGUGCCAUA